This is a messenger RNA of Alternaria incomplexa, 2373 nucleotides long. RefSeq lists its product as uncharacterized. The record is from RefSeq and is a predicted model, not a curated record. Lineage: Eukaryota; Fungi; Ascomycota; Dothideomycetes; Pleosporales; Pleosporaceae. The coding region runs from base 1 to 2373 and encodes 790 amino acids. The transcript has 2 exons.
AUGCAGGCCACCGAGCAUGCGCCCACGCACAUGCCUUCGGAUGCGGACUUGCUGAGAUCAGGCAUACCCACUGGCCGUACCGGGAUCGCUUAUCUAGCAGCAUGCGAGUGCUCCAUUUGCCAGACCCAGUAUCGCAACUUCGUCUGCCAGUCCAUUGACGAGUACGCAUACGUCGGAGAGCGCAAAGACGAUGGAGCGCAAGCCCUGCUCACUUCGUACGUCAAGCAGAUCAUGGAAGACCAAAACUUCAUCCGGGCUGAACUGCAGCGACACGGCGAUGGACUACUUGAUUGGUGGCGAACACGACGUCCCAGUGGUAGAAAGGCCUUUCUUGACCAGGUAGCACCGCAGCUACCGAAGACGAAAGACACACAGGCCGAAUAUCAGGGCAAGCGGCAUACUCCGGAAUACGCGGACUUCUUCGACCCUCAAAAGUUGUGGGUGCUUAAGCAAGCUGAUAGGAAGAGUAACCGCCACGCAUUCUUACUACCCUACCUCACCAUACCAACACUCGCCAAGGAAUCGUUCACGCUAUUCGCUCUCCUGUAUACCCGCGCCAAUGCGCGACUAGAAGACUGGGCCGCUUUUGACAAUGACCAGUUGACUGUCAACUGGAACUGUCCUUUCCUAAAUGUUGAGUUCAAUCCAGGGUGCGUUGUGCUCUAUGGACCAAACUAUGGGCAGCUUAAGAAGUGGAACAAGGAAUCAGUACACAGGGGCGAUUACCUCGGCUUUCCACGUGCGCAGAUACUCCUAGAAGCACAGGCUAUACUGAUGGCGACACUAAGACGCAUCUUGGAGAACGCCAUCGAGCGCAUUCCUCGAAGCCCAUCCAAAGUCCUUGAUUCGUUCGUCGAUUUCGUAUCCACUGAACCAGUCUAUCUUCGCCGGUAUCCACGUGUAAUCGGCCAGACGUCCGCGAUCCACGCGUUCGAGAGCUCCGAUUGGCCUACUAAAGUGCUUCUCAUGGAGAUCAAGACUCUGUUGGAAGCAUGUUGGUUCUGGCAAGGCGUCCUUGUCGAGCUAGAACAUGCAAAGGGCAUCUACGAUCGCUUUCGGGAUGCCAUUGGACAAGGUUCUGCGCUGCCGACCCAGGUAGAAAGUGCGCUUGGGGCGCUGGAAGCCUUGUUGGAACAAGGCAUUGAUGUACGCGGAAGGGAGCUUCGUUGUCUCGUUCAGGAUCGUCCCGCCUUCUCCGGAAUGUACAAGGAGGUAAAUGACGAAGCCACCAAGUCGCGUAUCACUGGACUUAAGGAAGUAUCCGGUAGACCAGAGCCAGCUACCGAAUACGACACCCAUCGUCUUUGGUGGUGCCUGGGCAAUCUGCUCGGCACAUACGAUACGACAGGCCGUCUACCAUAUCCACUACUCUUUGGAAUUCUUGAUGACCAUCUCGGGGCUGCUGGCGCGAACGAACGCAAGAAGAUGGAUAAGAUAUUGUACGAGCGUUUCUCGGAUUUCGCCACAAUGCUGAAGCUCUUUGAGGCACUUCGCUUACACCGUCCCACCUAUGCGCUACGUGACUCAGAGUGCUGUAAGACCACGGAAGAUCGCCUCGGAUGGAGACGUAUGCGUCUAGCAAAUCACAUCCAUUCCUCUCCUGAUAGCGUGCGGCGUACUCUGAAAACUCUUCAGAAUACUCAGCCUCCAGCGGGAGGUAAAGGCGUGAAGUGGCUUCAAGCGUUCGAUGCCGAUCAUGCUGCGCUACAAGCAUUCUGGCGAUCAUUGCUCGUCUACUACCGAGGAUGGCAUACGCGAUGUAAGUUUAGUAUGGAAGAUGUCACGUACUACCUACAGGCCCUGCAAUUCUGGGAGAGCGAAGACUAUCGCAAGCAGCUUGAAGCCAAGCGUCAGUCCGUCGUCUCCGCUAUCGAGAAGCGCGUCGACGUAGGCGAUGACAUCGCCUUUCUUCCUCUGCCUAUCUCAGCGCCCGUCGCCUCUUCGUCGAUCACCCACGAGACCAAACAAAAGAUCAAGACACGGGGAGCUCAGCCCGUUGGCGAGCUACUUGAAGCAAAGGAUCACACCGCUACGAAUGAUUUGCUCAUGCGAAUCGAGGUACCGAAGCGUGCGUUUACCAUGUUCCGCGCCAUGUAUCUCGAAACCUUACAGGAGCGCUCUGCUGAGAUUGCCUGGGACGCGUUUGUGCUCAGCAUGGCUGACGCUGGCUUCUCUUCCCACAACGGCGGUGGCUCGAUCGUGAUCUUCGAGGAGAAAGCCGGCCUGGGUAAGAUCAUCUUCCAUCGCCCGCAUCCGUCGUCGAAGAUCGAUCCCGUCAUGUUUCAGGGUAUGGGUCGGCGUAUGAAUAAGCACUUUGGAUGGAGCAGGGAGACGUUCGCUGUAGCUGGUAAGACUGGCAAGGCUGGAGGAUAG